AUGUUUGUCACUACAUGGCAAGCAAUUUUAUACGCCAUGGAAAUGAUGGACAGGUUACGUUCCGAAGAAAAGUGUAAGCACGUGCAAGACAUUGUUCAGGCUUCCAUUUUAGUGGAUCCUGUCACAGAAGCUGAUGUGGGUCAGUCCAUUGUCGUGACGGUGAUGAGCGCCAUGCCUCAGCUAAUACAAGACGGGGAUACUGUUCAAGCUUCCACUUCAGUGGAUCCUGUCACAGAAGCUGAUGUGGGCCAGUCUGUUGUCCAGACGGCGGUAAAAACCAUGUCUCAGGAAGUACCUACCGCUGGGUCGGAGGUAGAGCCAACAGAGAUUCCAUCUAUCGCUGACCAGCAGGCUCAAGCUACCGCUGUAGCUUCUGACCAGGAGAUAAUUGAGACGCAAGCUGCAGUUCAGGACUCAAGUGUUUUGGACCAGGGCGGGGACGUGCUCAUGAAAGACGGUGUCAUUGUUCAAGCUUCCACUUCAGCAGACCUUGUCACAGAAGCUGAUGUGGGCCAGUCAGUUGUCGAGACUGUGGUGAGCAUCAUGCCUCAGGUAGUACCUACCGCUGGGUCGACGGUAGAGCAAACAGAGAUCCCAGCUAUUGCUGAUCAGCAGCUAAUACAGGCUCAAGCCACCGCUGCAGCUACAACUUCAGUGGAUCCUAUCACAGAAGCUGAUGAGGGCCAGUCCGUUGUCGAGACUGUGGUGAGCAUCAUGCCUGAGGUAGUACCUACCGCUGGGUCGAAGGUAGAGCAAACAGAGAUCCCAGCUAUUGCUGAUCAGCAACUAAUACAGGCUCAAGCCACCGCUGCAGCUGCAUCUUCAGUGGAUCCUGUCACAGAAGCUGAUGAGGGCCAGUCCGUUGUCGAGACUGUGGUGAGCAUCAUGCCUCAGGUAGUACCUACCGCUGGGUCGAAGGUAGAGCAAACAGAGAUCCCAGCUAUCGCUGAUCAGCAGCUAAUACAGGCUAUAGCCACCGCUGCAGCUACAACUUCAGUGGAUCCUGUCACAGAAGCUGAUGAGGGCCAGUCCGUUGUCGAGACUGUGGUGAGCAUCAUGCCUCAGGUAGUACCUACCGCUGGGUCGAAGGUAGAGCAAACAGAGAUCCCAGCUAUCGCUGAUCAGCAACUAAUACAGGCUCAAGCCACCUCUGCAGCUGCAUCUUCAGUGGAUCCUGUCACAGAAGCUGAUGUGGGCCAGUCCGUUGUCGAGACUGUGGUGAGCAUCAUGCCUGAGGUAGUACCUACCGCUGGGUCGAAGGUAGAGCAAACAGAGAUCCCAGCUAUCGCUGAUCAACAACUAAUACAGGCUCAAGCCACCGCUGCAGCUGCAUCUUCAGUGGAUCCUGUCACAGAAGCUGAUGAGGGCCAGUCCGUUGUCGAGACUGUGGUGAGCAUCAUGCCUGAGGUAGUACCUACCGCUGGGUCGAAGGUAGAGCCAACAGAGAUCCCAGAUAUCGCUGAUCAGCCGCUAAUGCAGGCUCAAGCUACCACUGAAGCUGCUGACCAGGAAAUGAUUGAGACGCAGGCUGCAGUUCAGAACUCAAAUGGUUUGGACCAGAGCGGAGACGUGAGUCCUGAAAAAGAGGAUCUCCAAGUUGACACCCAAGUUGACACCCCAGAUGAAUACCAUUCUGAUCAUGAGGGGAAUGCUGUCGCCCCUGAUGUUCAGGGAAUAGAAUCACCACCUGCAGAGCAGGAAAGCCCACGAGAUACCACAAGCGAGAGCCUGACCUCUCGACUGAAUCCCUUAGCAAAGGAAUUUGUUCCCGCAUCACAGAGGAAGACUUCAGUGCAAGAGUGUGCACCAGUGAAUGAGUGUAGAAAGAAGACUGGUGCCCGGGCUCGCCGACGAGGAAGGUCAAGUGGUCCUCCGCAGAUGCUUGGGGUCGAGUCACCUGAUUGGAUGUCGUUCGCACUUAGCCGAAAAUGUCUUGUUGUUCCGCCUAACUAUCCUUUGGGCUGGAACUCGAGACACUCCUAA
Pocillopora verrucosa is the source of this 1983-nucleotide messenger RNA. RefSeq lists its product as uncharacterized. The record is from RefSeq and is a predicted model, not a curated record. Lineage: Eukaryota; Metazoa; Cnidaria; Anthozoa; Scleractinia; Pocilloporidae.